UGCUGCCUACAGGUAUGUGAAUAUUCAGAUGGCACCAAGUCGCUAAAGCUGGGAGACUUUGGGCUGGCAACUGUGGUUGAAGGCCCUCUCUACACUGUCUGUGGGACACCCACGUACGUGGCUCCAGAAAUCAUCGCGGAGACAGGCUACGGCUUAAAGGUGGACAUCUGGGCCGCUGGCGUGAUCACCUACAUCCUGCUCUGUGGCUUUCCACCCUUUCGCAGUGAAAACAACCUUCAGGAGGACCUCUUUGAUCAAAUACUUGUUGGGAAGCUGGAAUUUCCUUCUCCAUACUGGGAUAAUAUCACUGAUUCAGCUAAGGAGUUAAUUAGCCUGAUGCUGCACGUGAACGCGGAAGCCCGAUAUACAGCAGCACAGAUCCUAAGCCAUCCCUGGGUGUCAGAUGAUGCAUCCCAGGAGAAUAAUAUGCAAGCUGAAGUAACAGGUAAACUGAAGCAGCACUUUAAUAAUACCCUGCCCAAGCAAAACAACACAUCCGCUGGAGUGUCUGUCAUCAUGAACACAGCUCUAGAUAAAGAGAGCCAGAUUUUCUGCAGCAAGCGCRGCCAGGGCCCAGGUGGAGCGGCCGCCCCGGCAGCCGGCUGCCCCGCGCUGCCAGGCGCCCAGCCCGCCCCGGGGCACUGA
Nothoprocta perdicaria is the source of this 645-nucleotide messenger RNA. Its product is annotated as serine/threonine-protein kinase DCLK2-like. The record is from RefSeq and is a predicted model, not a curated record. Gene Ontology annotation, biological process: protein phosphorylation. The annotation marks the transcript as partial. The transcript has 6 exons. Gene Ontology annotation, molecular function: protein kinase activity; ATP binding. Lineage: Eukaryota; Metazoa; Chordata; Aves; Tinamiformes; Tinamidae.